This is a messenger RNA of Sodiomyces alkalinus F11, 1339 nucleotides long. RefSeq names its product ATP synthase subunit 4. The coding region runs from base 147 to 878 and encodes 243 amino acids. NCBI's taxonomy places the organism in Eukaryota, Fungi, Ascomycota, Sordariomycetes, Glomerellales, Plectosphaerellaceae. Gene Ontology annotation, molecular function: proton transmembrane transporter activity. The transcript is spliced from 3 exons. Gene Ontology annotation, biological process: proton motive force-driven ATP synthesis. The record is from RefSeq and is a predicted model, not a curated record.
GACUUCAAACAUACCCGACCGAACCGCAUCCCCGAUCAUCACAAAAUGGCGUCUCGUUUGGCUAGAAGCGCUGCUGGUGCGUCUCGCGUCCCGCUAAUGAUAUUCUGCGAGGUCAAUUGACCUCGUCCCCCGUCACCCGACGAUGAAUGACAGCUAACAGCUUUCACCCUUCAACAGGAGCGAACCUCCUCCGGCCGACCGUAACUCGGCGCACCCUCCCCGCCCUCGCCGCCGUCACCUCCACCCGCAAUGCCUCGAACGUGCCCGCCGAGGACCCCAAGAAGAAGGCCCAGUCCCUGAUCGACGCGCUCCCCGGCAGCUCGCUCCUCUCCAAGUCGGCCAUCCUCUCCUCCGCCGCCGGUCUCAGCGUCUACGGCAUCAGCAACGAGUACUACGUCGUCAACGAGGAGACCGUCGUCGCCUUCUGCCUCCUCGCCGUCUGGGGUGCCCUCAUCAAGUAUGGCGGUCCCGCCUACAAGGAGUGGGCCGACGGCCAGGCCGAGAAGAUGAGGAACUUGCUCAACCAGGCUCGCGCCGACCACGCCAAGGCCGUCCAGGUCCGCAUCGAUGAUGUCAAGCAGAUGCAGGGCGUUGUCGACGUCACCAGGUCUCUGUUCGAGGUUUCGAAGGAAACCGCGCGGCUCGAGGCUGAGGCCUAUGAGCUCGACCAGAAGACCGCCCUCGCUGCCGAGGCCAAGGCCGUCCUCGAUUCGUGGGUGCGGUACGAGGGCCAGGUUAAGCAGCGGCAACAGAGGGAGCUGGCCGAGAGCAUCAUCGCCAAGGUCCAGAAGGAGCUCCAGAGCCCCAAGGCUCUGCAGCAGAUUCUCCAGCAGAGCGUUGCCGACGUCGAGAAGAUCCUUGCCUCCAAGGCCCAAUAGACAGACAGACAAUUCAGCCUCCAAGUCCCGACUUUAGACUUGCAAGAGAGGAAGGUUUCCUUUGUACCGAGGGUAAUUCCCUUCCGUGUUUAUCAACAUCCUGUGCAUUAGCCGAAUCGACAAUCCUGAACAUAAUACUUCGUCUCCUUUGUUGCACAGUGAGAGUGACUAUAUUCAUGUUGGGUAGACUUAACCGUCUCGCUAUUUCGAGUUGUCUCCGCACAUGAUUCCCUGUCCCCAGUGCUCUGUUGCGAUUGUAAAUUGUGUCAGGUGGGGAGACGGCAGUGGUUUCAGUCAACAUGCAGCACUGGGGUUGUGGUGUGAGAAAGUGAAUUUAGUACCACGGGAAGCUAUGGGAAGCCAUCGUCCUCAUAUCCGAAAUGUCGUUUCGACACUCGUAGAAUAGAACGUUCCUCGGGACAGAAUCAAGUUUCAAAUACACUCUGCACGAGAACAGAACA